AAUUAGAGUAAAUUAUUGGGUGCUCCGAUCCGUUUGCUACUUUACUCCGGUCAACUAGAAGUAUAAAAAAAGGAGAAAGUGGUUCAAUUUGUAAUCUGUUGGGUUGGUGAUUGGCGUCUGAAAUUGGGCGCAAGAUAAAUUUGAAGAGUGAAGUGAGAGAGAGAGACGGGAAAGAGCGUGAGAAGAUGACAGUAGGAGCAGGCAUACAUAUUGAUGUGACGGAGAAGAAGUUGUUGGUGUUGGGAAAAGAGCUUUUCUCCGAUGUACACGAUAAUGUCAUCUUGACUCAGUGCGCCGAAGAUGCUUUUGUCGCCGGAGCUUUCAUCGGCGUCGAUUCUGAUCGUCUCGGAAGUCGCCGUGUUUUCCCUGUCGGAAAACUUGAGGGAUUGCGGUUUAUGAGCGUGUUCAGAUUCAAGUUGUGGUGGAUGACACAAAGGAUGGGAAAUUAUGGCCAAGACAUUCCCUUGGAGACUCAGUUCUUGAUAGUCGAACUCGAAGCAGAUGCACAAACUCAUCAAACCAACUAUGUUGUUUUCUUGCCUUUACUUGAACCCAACUUCAGAGCUGUUCUCCAAGGGAAUGCCAACAACCACCUCGAAAUUUGCCUUGAAAGUGGUUGUCCAGAGGUUGAACAAUUUGAUGGCACUCAUUUGGUGUAUGUGGCUGCUGCUUCUGACCCAUUUCAUCUCAUCACCAGCGCUGUCAAGAGUGUGGAGAGACAUCUUCAGACUUUUUGCCAUCGUGAGAAGAAGAAGAUGCCGGAUAUAUUAAACUGGUUUGGUUGGUGCACAUGGGAUGCAUUUUACACUGAUGUUACCUCACAAGGAGUUAAGGAGGGAUUACAAAGUUUUGAGAAGGGCGGAAUUCCUCCAAAAUUUGUUAUCAUUGAUGAUGGAUGGCAGUCUGUGGGCAUGGAUGCCAAUAGUGUUCCAUGUGAAGAAGAUAAUUGUGCCAAUUUUGCUAAUAGGCUGACCCACAUCAAAGAGAAUCACAAAUUCCAGAAGAAUGGUAAAAAAGGACAUGAUAGAGUGGAAGACGGCUUCCGAGACAUCAUUACUGAAAUCAAAGAAGAUCAUUCUGUUAAGUAUGUCUAUGUAUGGCAUGCAAUAACAGGGUACUGGGGAGGUGUUAAACCAGGUGCUGCUGAAAUGAAGCACUACGAAUCCAAAUUAGCCUACCCAAAAACUUCCCCUGGUGUUCAAGGAAAUGAGCAUGUGGAUUAUCUUGAUAAUUCCUUAGUAACCAUGACGAAGAAUGGACUCGGACUUGUAAACCCUGAAAAAGUUUUCAACUUCUAUGAUGAGCUUCAUUCAUACCUUGCCUCAGCUGGUAUUGAUGGGGUGAAGGUUGAUGUCCAAAAUGUCCUUGAAACACUUGGUGCUGGUCAUGGUGGAAGAGUUAGUCUUGCGAGAAAGUACCACAAGGCAUUAGAGGCUUCCAUUACUCGAAAUUUCCCUGAUAACGGAAUUAUAUCUUGCAUGAGCCACAACACUGAUGGCUUGUACAGUUCCAAGAGAACAGCAGUUAUAAGAGCAUCUGAUGAUUUCUGGCCAAGAGAUACCGCAUCACACACCAUUCAUAUUGCUUCUGUUGCUUACAAUUCUAUUUUCCUUGGAGAGUUUAUGCAACCGGACUGGGAUAUGUUUCAUAGCUUGCACCCAAUGGCUGGAUACCAUGGAGCAGCUCGUGCAAUCGGAGGAUGUGCAAUUUAUGUUAGUGACAAGCCAGGACAUCACGACUUUGAUUUACUAAGAAAGCUUGUACUUCCUGAUGGUUCUAUAUUGAGGGCUAAACUGCCGGGCAGACCCACCAGGGAUUGCUUGUUCUCUGAUCCUACUAGAGACGGUAAAAGUCUUUUGAAGAUAUGGAACAUGAAUGAUUACACUGGGGUGAUUGGUGUUUUCAACUGCCAAGGAGCUGGUUGGUGUAAGGUUGGAAAGAGGAAUGUAGUCCAUGAGGAACAACCCGAUACAAUUAGUGGGGUUGUUAGAGCUCACGAUGUAAAUUAUCUAAACAAGAUAGCAGAUGCUGGAUGGAACGGGGAUGCUAUUGUAUAUGCUCAUCUUGCAGGAGAGGUGGUGUAUCUUCCUCAAAUUGUGUCGUUGCCUGUGACAUUGAAGGCUAGAGAAUAUGAAGUAUUCACAGUGGUUCCUGCAAAGCAGUUGUCAAAUGGUGCCAUCUUUGCCCCAAUUGGGCUGACUAAGAUGUUUAACUCAGGAGGUGCAGUAAAGGCCUUGCUCUAUGAGGUUGAAAGCAGUAUGGUUAGCCUGAAAGUUCGUGGUUGUGGAGCAUUUGGGGCAUAUUCCUCAAUCCAACCACAAAAGAUUUGCGUAGAUGAUGAGGAAAUAGAUUUUGAAUACGAAGAAACCUCUGGGCUCGUUACACUAACAUUGGCAACUCCACAAAAGGAGUUAUACUUGUGGAGUAUCAAAAUUGAAUUAUAAGAUAAUAAUGUUGAUAUUCUUAUAAUUCAAAAUUGAUUUUCCUUUGAGAAAGCUUGGAUGAUGUCUGAUGACAAGAUCCCAACCAACAAUUAUUGGUGGGCUAGCUAUAUGGGUGGAUGCUGCUAAUUUUGCAGUGGACGGACAUUCUUUAAAGAUAUUUUUUUGAUGGCUCAAAAGAUUACAACAUUAGGUUAAUAGCUUAGAUUAAUGUCAGGUGUAAGAUGUUGGCAUGUUGCUAUGAAGCUGUAGUAGUAUACAACAAAUAUGAUGUAUGAGAACAUAUGUACACUAGCUCAAACAUAUGUAUGAGAACAAAUAUGAUGCUAGGUUAAAUUAAAUGUCCAAAAUAUUGUUGGAACGAAGAUUCAAAAUCUGGAUAAUGUUUU
Molecule: messenger RNA, 2830 nt
Organism: Beta vulgaris subsp. vulgaris (sugar beet)
Lineage: Eukaryota; Viridiplantae; Streptophyta; Magnoliopsida; Caryophyllales; Amaranthaceae
Product: probable galactinol--sucrose galactosyltransferase 1
Exons: 13
Coding region: 186-2444 (752 amino acids)
Source: RefSeq, a predicted model, not a curated record